Messenger RNA from Diospyros lotus (date-plum), 1288 nucleotides. RefSeq lists its product as uncharacterized. The transcript has 5 exons. Lineage: Eukaryota; Viridiplantae; Streptophyta; Magnoliopsida; Ericales; Ebenaceae. The record is from RefSeq and is a predicted model, not a curated record. The coding region runs from base 128 to 910 and encodes 260 amino acids. Gene Ontology annotation, biological process: protein transport.
UAAACUGCGUCUUCAUCAUGUAAAUAAAUUAAGCAAAACCAGCAUCAGGCCGGCCUCCCUGCCUGCAACUGCCAGAUAAAGAAGAAAAUCUCUCUGUCUCAGUGAAGCAGCACUGAACAAACGAGCAAUGGGAAAGAAGCUUGAUGCGCUGCUUGGAAGAGGCUUCAAAGCCAACAAGUUCAAGUCCCUCGUCAACCUCGCCGUUUCCCGGCUCGCCAUCCUCAAGAAAAUACACCGGGCCCGCUGCUCCAUCUCCCGGUCGGACGUGCUUCAGCUCCUCAACCUUGGCCAGCACGACCACGCUCUUCGCAGGGUUGAGCAAGUGAUGAGGGAGCAGAAUAUGCUAGACGUUUUUGAUAUGGUUGAAGGCUAUUGUCAUUUGCUAGUGGAGAGGAUCAGCCUUAUUGAACAACAAGCUUGUCCGGAAGAGCUCAAGGAUGCAGUGUCCAGCUUGCUCUAUGCAGCCACGAGGUGCGGCAAUUUCCCAGAGAUUCAGAAGAUGCGUGUGAUCUUCACAUCUAGAUUCGGGAAGGAGUUUGCAGCCCGCGCCAUUGAAUUGCGCGACAACUGUGGGGUGAAUCCAAAUAUGGUUGAAAAGCUGUCGACCAGACAGCCAAGCUUAGAAAACAGAGUGAAGCUGCUCAAGGAAAUUGCUUCCACGAACAACAUAGUUCUGCAGAUUGAGGAAGAAGCUUCUUCAAGAGUACUUACAGAGGAAAAUUUGGACAGAGAACAGAAGCAGAAACACCCAGAGCUGGAGCAUAAUUCAGUUGAAAAUGAAGCAAGAAGAAAAUACAAGGAUUUUGCUGAAGCAGCAGAAGAAGCUUUCAGAUCGGCCGCUUAUGCUGCAGCGGCGGUAAGGGUAGCAGUGGAGCUCUCAAGAUCUGAAUCCCAGCAUCAUUUUGAUUGAGCUUAAUUCAUCACAACAACCAAGAGACUUUCUUCCUUGCCAUGUCAAAGCCCUGAUUCUUGAUCUGUCUAUCCUCCUGCUACAAUCCAUAUUCCUCGCAACAACAAUGGAAGCAGAAAAAACUGUUGUUAAAUGGAGAUUAUUAAUUGGGGCUUACAUACAACUCGAUCCGCUGUCAACAAUUAAUGUUAGACCACUCGGCCGAAAUUGAAUGCAACACAGGGACUGGGCCGGCCACCUACAUGUUAAGCAACCUGCCACAAAUGGGUGUGACAAUCAUCAUUUAGAUCAACCUAUGAUCAAAUUUAACGUCCAAUCCAAUUCGUAACGUAUAAUCAAAGAUUUAUAAACAAUUGAAACCAAGAUUUUGAUUGUCUA